GAACUGAUCACUAAAUUAGCAGGUUUAAAGCGCCCCUUUGUAAGAGGGCCUGAUUAAUUGUCCAAAACAUUUAUAAUGUCGGAACUACGGAGUAAAAAACAGCUUCGUCGGGACAUCUAAGAUCAUUUCAUUGCCUGUCAACAGUAGAAAGCAGCUAUCAGAAUUUAGCUUGUCUUUCGUGUUUGUUGACCUCUUACUGAAUUAGCACCUAGUCUAGCAUGAAUGCAAUCUCACAAGGGGCUUAUCGUCUGCGGCACAGCAGUACAUGAAAUCGACGGGGAAUUUUUCUGACAAGACCAGCUCCUCCUGGCCAAAUCAAGUACUGAUUGUCAAGUUAUUGCCGAGUUUCGACCUUGGUAGCCGCAAGAAUGGUCCAUCACCAAGUCUUUUUCUCCCUGCUCUCCGCCGCCCUUGUCUCAGCACAAUCCACCAGCAUCGUCUCCCUUUUUCUUGGAUCCUCUGUGGCCGGCGUCUCCACCGGCGCAACGGGCUAUGUUGUCGACGCCAGCCCCACCGCCACGACCUAUGUUCUCGACUGCGUGAAAGCGUUGUGCGUCGGCUCCAAGCGCGCCGAGUACGCGCGCGUCACCGCCGCCCCCGGAGUCCAGGAAUACAACAAAGACAACGACGGGACGGCCGUCCACCAGGAAUGUAGCUUCGUCGGUUCGACGGAGGCGACGUGCGUCGAGACAACAACCGUCACUGGUGAAGCCAUGUAUAUUGCGACUGUGACAUACGUGCCUGCGUCUCGGGUCCCGAGCCAUCGGGGACAGGAGAACAUUUUUACCUACCCGGGACUGCAGGCCGUCUUGAUUACUUCUGCGGCGACAACGGCAACAGCAACAACGACGCCAUCAACGACAGCCUCAACGACUGGUGAUUCAACCACUGCUACUUCUCAGUCGAGCAGCGGGACAGGAAACGCGACGAAUGACGCUGCGUCUUCAACAGGAGCUGGGAAAUUCGUGUACGGUGUCGCAGCCUUAGCUGCGCUAGCCAUGGGAGUGUAGUUGGCUGCAUCUUACGAGUGACUUCUAAAUGAGUUAGAGUUAGUUCGAAAUAGGGUGUGACUUGCAUGAGCGGUGAUGUACAAAUAAUGAAUAGACAUCAGUGAUUUCUGUUAGAUAAAGAUAGGGCAUAUCCCAAUCAUUGUCAAGCAUGAAGUAGUCAGAAUAAAAAGUCAGA
This is a messenger RNA of Truncatella angustata, 1185 nucleotides long. RefSeq lists its product as uncharacterized. Bases 369 to 1010 code for a protein of 213 amino acids. The transcript has a single exon. Lineage: Eukaryota; Fungi; Ascomycota; Sordariomycetes; Amphisphaeriales; Sporocadaceae. The record is from RefSeq and is a predicted model, not a curated record.